Strongylocentrotus purpuratus (purple sea urchin) is the source of this 395-nucleotide messenger RNA. Its product is annotated as ankyrin-repeat domain containg transcription coregulator asaA-like. Gene Ontology annotation, molecular function: protein binding. The record is from RefSeq and is a predicted model, not a curated record. Gene Ontology annotation, cellular component: cytoplasm; nucleus. Lineage: Eukaryota; Metazoa; Echinodermata; Echinoidea; Camarodonta; Strongylocentrotidae. The transcript has 3 exons. The coding region runs from base 30 to 395 and encodes 121 amino acids.
GAAGUUACGAAUUUGGUUAGUGUUGGAAUAUGACCACAAUUGUUGCUGGGGAAGAUGCCCCUAGAAUCAAAGUAAGCUCAUAUUUUCUUCUUUUUAAUAUUGCAAUGAUAGGAGCCGAUGUGAAAAGAAGGAAUGCACAUGGGGACACCUGCCUCCAUCUUGUGGUGUUUGCAACAUCUGGUUCAAGACAUCCAACCAAACGCCUCGUUGAAAUUCUACUCAAAAGUGGGGCAGAUGCGAAUGGGCAGAACACUAAAGGGGAUACCCCCUUACACAUUGCAGCCAUGACCAAUGAUCCAGAUAUGAUUCAGCUUUUAUUGCUCUAUGGAGCCAAUCCAUCAAUCAGCACCUUUGAUGGUAUCCUACCGAUUCAUAUUGCAGCAAAUGCAGGUUAG